Molecule: messenger RNA, 527 nt
Organism: Gorilla gorilla gorilla (western lowland gorilla)
Lineage: Eukaryota; Metazoa; Chordata; Mammalia; Primates; Hominidae
Gene: SLURP1
Product: secreted LY6/PLAUR domain containing 1
Exons: 3
Coding region: 22-333 (103 amino acids)
Cellular component (GO): plasma membrane
Source: RefSeq, a predicted model, not a curated record
AUCACUUCUGAGCACGGAGCAAUGGCCUCUCGCUGGGCUGUGCAGCUGCUGCUCGUGGCAGCCUGGAGCAUGGGCUGUGGUGAGGCCCUCAAGUGCUACACCUGCAAGGAGCCCAUGACCAGUGCUUCCUGCAGGACCAUUACCCGCUGCAAGCCAGAGGACACAGCCUGCAUGACCACGCUGGUGACGGUGGAGGCAGAGUUCCCCUUCAACCAGAGCCCCGUGGUGACCCGCUCCUGCUCCAGCUCCUGUGUGGCCACCGACCCCGACAGUAUCGGGGCCGCCCACCUGAUCUUCUGCUGCUUCCGAGACCUCUGCAACUCGGAACUCUGAACCCAGGGCGGCAGGGUGGAAGGUGCUCCUCAGGCACCUCCUAUCUGACGGGGCCUGGCUCCACCUGUGAUCACCUCCCCCUGCUUCCUGCUGCUGUGGCACAGCUCACUCAUGGGGUCUGAGGGGAGAGAAGCACACCAGGGGCGCCCUCUGCCUUCCAUACCCCACACUUAUAAAACAUAACUAAGCCAAGA